Molecule: messenger RNA, 685 nt
Organism: Rhinolophus ferrumequinum (greater horseshoe bat)
Lineage: Eukaryota; Metazoa; Chordata; Mammalia; Chiroptera; Rhinolophidae
Gene: C11H11orf98
Product: chromosome 11 C11orf98 homolog
Exons: 4
Coding region: 19-447 (142 amino acids)
Source: RefSeq, a predicted model, not a curated record
GGCUGGGGGGCGGGGACUAUGGGGACUUCGCGCAGAGCGGAAAUACGGAUCCCAAGUCGGCUACGCGGCUCAGCGAUGGGUGCUCCGGGAGGGAAGAUCAACCGGCCCCGAACGGAGCUGAAGAAGAAACUGUUCAAGCGACGGCGUGUGUUGAACCGGGAGCGGCGACUGAAGCACCGGGUGGUCGGGGCUGUGAUAGACGAAGGGCUGAUCACACGGCACCACCUCAAGAAGCGGGCGUCCAGUGCACGUGCCAACAUUACUCUGUCUGGGAAGAAGCGCAGAAAACUCCUCCAGCAGAUCCGGCUUGCCCAGAAAGAGAAAGCAGCCAUGGAAGUGGAAGCCCCGGCAAAGCCAGUCAGAACUACUGAACCACAGCCCAAAUCGCAAAAGAAGACAAAAGCCCCCCAGGAUGUAGACAUGGAGAACCUUGAAGAUGGGAGUUGAAAGUCUCACCCUUUUUACCAGAAGAUUCUCAGCUGGAGCCAGGAGGACUCAGUGGUUGUUUCGGAAGACUUUGGAGAAAACAUUGCACUUUUUCACUCUCCCCAGAUUCCUCUUCCGUAAUGGCCUAGUGACCUGCCAUGGAGGGAUGUGUUGAGAGGAAGAAUGCAGGAGAAAGUUUGGAGAGGGGGCUCCGCAGCAGUCAAGUGCAUUUGUAAUAAAGCCUUAGAGUUCUCACUGA